Messenger RNA from Spodoptera littoralis (African cotton leafworm), 1467 nucleotides. The record is from the annotation of a GenBank genome assembly. Lineage: Eukaryota; Metazoa; Arthropoda; Insecta; Lepidoptera; Noctuidae.
AUGGUGAAAGUAGACGUUAAAUAUACUAAGUUGUUCAUCAACAACGAAUGGUUGGACGCUGUCAGCAAGAAGACCUUCCCCACCAUCAACCCUCAAGAUGAGACCGUUAUCGCACAAGUGGCUGAGGCAGACAAAGCUGACGUAGAUUUGGCGGUAGCAGCAGCGAAGAAGGCAUUCGCUCGCUACUCACCAUGGCGCCUAAUGGACGCUUCCCGGCGAGGUCUACUCAUGCUCAAGUUGGCAGAACUGAUAGAAUCCCAAGCCAGAUAUUUAGCAGAGUUAGAGACUUUGGACUGUGGAAAGCCAGUGAAGGACGCUGAAGAUGAAGUGUACUAUGCAGCGACUGUUUUAAGAUAUUACGCCGGCAAAGCAGACAAAAUUUUAGGGAACACUAUACCUGCAGAUGGUGAAGUAAUGUCUUUUACUUUGAAGGAACCAGUGGGUGUUUGUGGCCAGAUUAUACCAUGGAACUACCCCAUACCAAUGAUAUCAUGGAAAAUUGCACCAGCCUUGGCUGCUGGCUGCACAAUAGUCCUGAAACCAGCAGAACAGACACCACUAACAGCUUUAGCAGUAGCAGCUCUGAUCAAAGAAGCUGGUUUCCCUCCAGGAGUAGUCAAUGUACUACCAGGGUAUGGACCUACAGCUGGAGCAGCGCUCACACACCACCCUGACGUCGACAAGAUUGCUUUCACAGGAUCCACUGAGGUCGGUCGCAUUAUUCUUGGAGCAGCUUCAGCAGUUAAUCUUAAGCGAAUCACUUUGGAAUUAGGUGGCAAGAGUCCUCUAGUGGUUUUUAACGAUGCUGAUGUGGAAAAAGCAGCGCAGAUUGCUCAUGCAGCGGCAUUCGCAAACGCUGGACAGUGCUGUUGCGCUGGCACUAGGACUUACGUACAGUCUGGGAUCUACGACCAGUUUGUGAAGAAAGCUGCUGAGAUCGCUUCCAAGAGAUCCGUUGGAAAUCCUUUUGAGAACGUCCAACAAGGACCUCAGAUCGACCAAGACAUGUACACCAAAGUUCUGAGUUACAUAACUGCUGGUAAGGAAGGUGGAGCAAAGUGCGUAGCUGGAGGUGACAAGUUAGGAGAUAAGGGUUACUACAUCAAGCCAACUGUGUUUGCUGAUGUCACUGAUAACAUGAAGAUUGCCAGAGAAGAGAUAUUUGGUCCAGUGCAAAGUAUUUUGAAAUUCGAUACGUUUGAAGAAGUGAUAGAUAGGGCAAACGAUACUAACUAUGGACUUGGUGCUGGGGUCAUUACCAAUGAUAUCACCAUUGCACUUAGCUUCGCGAAGCAAGUUAGAGCUGGAUCCAUCUGGGUCAACACGUACGACCACACGCCUAGUCAAACACCAUUCGGAGGUUUUAAGGAUUCCGGUCUUGGUAGAGAGCUAGGCGAAGACGGUAUCAACCAGUAUUUGGAAACUAAAACAGUAACGCUAGCGUUGCCAAAAAAGCCACAGCUGUAA